GGCCCAUAUAUCAGAGCACGAUUAUCGCUCGUCCCAAAGCCCGUCCUUAUUAAUAUUGGGUCGAUAAAUAAAUCAAAAAGGCCGAAUAACAUUGAGAACGGACCUUAAUUUAGGACGUUUGGCUUCGUCCUUACGAGAGACGUGGCAGCAUUCAAUUGGGAGUCGAAAUAGGGUUGGGAAAAAUCGCACGGCGUUAUUUUUUUUUCACCCUUCUCCCGAUUCUCUCAUCUCUCUCUCUUCUCCGGAGAUUUCAACGACGAAUCAACAUCCCCAAUCGAUCUGCUGCCUCAUCGACGCUGCUUCGCUGCUUCGCCGAUUCAAACCCAAACGAGGUAUGUGUUCCUCCUUCUUCAUCGGAUUUAGAUGAUUUUGUUGUGGUUGACGAUUUGUAUCCUCUGUUUCUGGGAUCCGUCAUGGCGAUAGCUCCGCCGGAGAUUUGAAGGACGAAUCGACAUCCCCAAUUGAUCUGCUGCCUCAUCGACUCUUCUCCACUGAUUCAAACCUAAUCGAGGUUAACAUGGGACUUGAUUACAGCUACUCUCAGCCUACCUCAUCUGAGGCGUACGGUGACAAUGCAGCUGACAGUGGGUUCAGCGAAACAGAAGAGCUUAUUCGUCAGGACCAAGCUGAGCUUGACACACAGCGAACGACGGUUCAGUUCCCUCCUCAACCCGAGGUAGAGUUCGGAUUCCCUCAAACAUGUUACUGCGGUGCGCGUCCACUUCUUGCAACAUCUCUGAGUAGAAACAAUCAAGGGAGAUUAUACUAUACGUGUGCGAAUGUAGAUGAUGGUGAUUGCCAUAUAUGGAAAUGGUGGGACCAAGCUGUAAUGGAGGAGAUGAGAGCCCGGGAUUCUCACACACUUCAGUUGGCUGAGAAGGUUGAUUAUCUUGCCGGUAUGAGUGACUACGGGACAGAGCUUAACCUUCUUAAGGAUCACCAAUACGAGACUCAGCAAAAACUGGUGAGGCUAGAAUCACUCGUGUCCGACAUAGGUAAUAAGAAAUUAACCUCUUCCUUUGGCUUUGGCUUUCAAUACGUUGUAGGUCUUCUCGUGAUUGUGGUAGUCAUAAUAGGCUGCUUAAUGGUUCGUUAGUCAUGGUCUCGUCUAUUUUACAUGAUCUAGGUUGAAUUAUGGAUUAUGUGUAAUGUGUAAUGACUUUGUACUGAAUUUGUAACCUUAUGUAAUGACUUAAUGUAUCAACUUUGAAUUAUGGAUUAUGCGUUAUGUGUAAUGUAUCAACUUUGAAUUAUUUAUGUGUAAUGCAUGUGGCUUUUGGUUUGAUCCCGUGACUUACCUAUACUACCGACAUCUCCUUCCUCUCAAUAUGAUCCCGUGAAUUUGUACUGACAUCCACCAUCCCCUCUUUGCUAUCCCGUGAGUUUACAGCAGUCAGUAAAUACAAAAAUGCACCACUUCAAAAAAUCCUAUAAGUAGAAGUGUGCGUUUAUUUAUUUGAAAAUCACCACUUCUCAAUCUAUUCUCAAAACAAUUUCUCUCUUUUAAAAAUUGUUUAUGGCAUCUUCUUCCCAUUAUCAUUAUCAUAAUGAUGAUGAUGAUGAUAAUGAAUUUGAAACUCUAGUUGAAGAAUGCUUUCAAAUCCCUGAUAAUAUUCCCGAACCAAAAGAGAGAAAAAAAACGCAUUUAUAUCGAGAGAAACCGGGAAAAAGGUCACAUUCAGCUUUGGAAUGAUUACUUUUCUGAAACUCCAACAUAUCCUCCUAAUAUUUUCCGUCGGCGAUUUCGAAUGACCAAACCAUUGUUCUUGCGUAUUGUGCAUCGUCUUGCUACAGAAGUAGAGUAUUUUCAACAAUGCGAAGAUGCUGUCGGACGGGCUAGUCUAUCUCCGCUCCAAAAAUGUACCGCUGCAAUUCGUCAAUUGGCGUAUGGUGGUGGGUCUGAUACAGUUGACGAGUAUGUACGAAUUGGUGAAACUACAGCUCGGAAAUGUUUGUAUCAAUUUACUGCCGGAAUUGUCCAGUUGUUUGGCGAUGAAUAUCUUAGACGUCCCACCCCGGAGGAUCUGGAAAGACUACUCCAUAUUGGAGAAGAACGUGGAUUUCCAGGGAUGGUUGGAAGUAUCGAUUGCAUGCAUUGGCAGUGGAAGAAUUGCCCCACCGCUUGGAAAGGUAUGUAUUCACGAGGAACCGGAAAACCAACAAUUGUGUUGGAGGCGGUAGCUUCACAGGACCUCUGGAUAUGGCACGCGUUUUUUGGAGCUCCAGGUACUAUGAACGAUCUUAAUAUUCUUGACCGUUCACCUGUUUUUGAUGAAAUUAUAAACGGAAACGCUCCGGAAGUCAAUUUCUAUGUCAACGGAAGUGAGUACCAUUUGGGUUACUAUCUGGCGGAUGGUAUUUAUCCCAAAUGGGCUACUUUUAUUCAAUCUAUCCGACUCCCGCAAGGUCCAAAAAAUAGCUUAUUUGCUCAAAAACAAGAAGCCGUGCGAAAAGAUGUUGAGCGCGCCUUCGGAGUUCUGCAAGCAAGAUUCGCAGUUGUUAGAAAUCCAUCUAAUUUAUGGGAUAAAUAUAAAAUAGGAAAUAUUAUGAAAGCAUGUAUAAUACUUCAUAAUAUGAUUGUCGAAAAUGAACGAGGUUCAUACACUCAGCACGCUUCAGAAUUUCAACAAGGAGAAGAUGUGGAUCCUACAUUUGUAGUCAGGAGGAGUACAAAUCUCGGUACUAUAUUGGGUCGUCGAGCAGAAGUUCGGGAUAAACAAAGCCAUCAACAAUUAAAAAAAGAUUUGAUUGAAAAUAUAUGGGAUAAAUUUGGAAAUCUCCCGAAUAACUACAAUGUUUAGAAAAAUUUGGACGGAAAAAUUAUUAAAUAAAAUGUAUGUUCCUGUUUUUUUCCAUGUUUGUAUUUUUUUUUCCAACUUUGUAAUUUUCUCAUAUUUUCAGUUUUAAUAAUGUUUUAUAUGUUUUAUUUUAAAUUUUCCUUUUAUAUGUCAUUACUUACUUAAAUAAAUAAUUAUUUAGCUAAGAAACUUUAGAAAGUCCUACCAAUAAUCUAAUUAUUGACAAUUGUCCUUAACUAUUGUCCUUAACCACAAAAUAACAUUUAUUUAUUGUAAGGACUUUGAAAUUGGUCCUUGCAAUAAUCAUGCUCUCAGCACUUGAAACUGAAGUGGUCAAGACUAUGCGUUGAUCCUCUCUAGGGCUGGGAGUUUCUGUUGCGGCAGUAUAACGAUCUUUUUGGUGAUAGUUUUAUGACACCACCGUGCUGUUUUUUCUUCAACAAGUAACAACUACUGUCUGUUAGAAAUUUAGGUUCUACCAAUUCUAUGUUUAUUUUACUUCUUUUUAAGGGCGAAGAGUUUAUAAUAC
This is a messenger RNA of Brassica napus (rape), 3327 nucleotides long. Its product is annotated as putative nuclease HARBI1. Bases 1749 to 2801 code for a protein of 350 amino acids. The transcript has 2 exons. Lineage: Eukaryota; Viridiplantae; Streptophyta; Magnoliopsida; Brassicales; Brassicaceae. The record is from RefSeq and is a predicted model, not a curated record. Gene Ontology annotation, molecular function: zinc ion binding.